This is a messenger RNA of Phoenix dactylifera (date palm), 291 nucleotides long. The record is from RefSeq and is a predicted model, not a curated record. Lineage: Eukaryota; Viridiplantae; Streptophyta; Magnoliopsida; Arecales; Arecaceae.
AUGGUAGAUAUACCUUAUGCGUCUACAAUUGGUAGCCUUAUGUAUGCGCAAAUGUGCACACGUCCUGAUAUAGCUUUUGUCGUUGGAUUGCUUGGUAGAUUUCCAAGUGACCCAGGCAAAGCUUAUUGGGAUGCUGCCAAAAAGGUAUUCAGGAAGUCAACAUCUGUAUAUGUCUUCCUACUAGCAGGUCAAGUGGUUUCAUGGAAGAGCCAGAAGCAGUCCAUUACUGCUCCUUCCACAAUGGCUGCAGAGUAUAUUGCUUGUUUUGAGGCCACAUCACAGGCGAUUUAG